AUGGCAGAAAAGAACAAAAAACAAAAUGUGCCGGUAAAACGAAAUAGAAGUUUGGCUGUUCCCCUGCUUAUAACAUCUUUAUUAUCUCUCGGAGUAUCAUACUAUGUGUAUAGGUUGAUAAAUACUCCUCCUAAGAUGCCUAAAGUAAAUCUAGAAGAAUAUUGGGGUCCAUAUCCUAUGAAAUCAAAUCCUGAUAAGUCUAUCAGGAGCUAUUCUGUAGAGUUUUCUGAGGUGAUGGUGAAUGAGUUACGAAACCUCCUGCUACAUAGAAGACCAUUCCAACCACCUCUUGAAGAUACAGGUUUUACAUAUGGUUUUAAUUCCAAUUUUCUUACCCGAGUUCUUGACUAUUGGCAAAAUAAAUACAAUUUUGUAGACAGGCAAAAUUUCUUAAACAAAUAUGAUCAAUAUGUUACUAAUAUUCAGGGACUUGAUAUACAUUUUGUACAUGUAAGGCCAAAUGUGGAACUUGAUGUUGAUAUAGUUCCUUUAUUACUUCUACAUGGCUGGCCUGGCUCCUUUAGAGAGUUCUAUGAACUCAUACCAGAGUUGGCAUAUAAACCAGGAAAUGAUUUUGCAGUGGAAGUAAUCAUACCUAGUUUACCUGGUUUUGGAUUUUCACAGGCUCCUGCUCGACCAGGCAUGGGUCCAUUAGAAAUGGCUGUAGUUAUGCGAAAUUUGAUGGAACACAUUGGGCAUGAAAAAUACUAUAUACAGGGUGGUGAUUUUGGUCAUGGAAUUGGUUCAAUAAUGGCAACUUUGUUUCCUGAUAAAGUCUUGGGUUUCCAUACUAAUAUGCCAGUUGUUGGACAUCCUAUGGGGACUAUUUAUACACUAAUUGGAUCAAUUUUCCCAAGUUUAAUAGUGGAACCGGAAAUAAAAGACCGGAUAUACCCACUCACUAAACAUAUAUCGUUUUUAUUAGAAGAAACUGGUUAUAUGCACCUACAUGCAACCAAACCGGAUACAGUAGGCAUAGCCCUAACAGACUCUCCAGCAGGUUUAGCAGCUUAUAUUCUAGAGAAAUUCUCGACAUGGGCAGACCCUAAUAAUAGGAACGCAAGUGAUGGAAACCUUUUGUCAAACUAUAUGUUGACACAUCUACUGGAUAAUGUAAUGGUGUAUUGGGCUAGUAAUAGCAUAACGACGUCGAUACGACUGUAUGCGGAGGCCUUUAGUAAGAAACAACUAGCAUAUGGGAUGGAUAUGAUACCAACAAGCACUCCAACUUGGGGUAUAAAAUUUAAGCACGAAAUUUUCACUCAACCCGAUAUAGUCCUAAAGCUUAAAUAUAAGAACUACUUACAUACAACAGUAGUGGAUGGAGGAGGUCAUUUCGCCUCGUUUGAGUCGCCCAAAAUCCUGGCCAAAGAUGUGUUGCAAGCUAUUAUUACUUUUAGGGAAUUUUGGGGUGUAAAGUAA
Pieris macdunnoughi is the source of this 1422-nucleotide messenger RNA. NCBI's taxonomy places the organism in Eukaryota, Metazoa, Arthropoda, Insecta, Lepidoptera, Pieridae. The record is from the annotation of a GenBank genome assembly.